UCUCACUCUCACCUUCAACCCCAAAUCGCUGCCACCCAUGGAAAAUGAACCACCAAACCCUACCCAAGAAGAAGCCCUAGAUUCCGACCCAGCUCUCCAAAAGAAGCACCAAUCCAUGCUCGACCGCCUCACCCACCGCCACCAAUCCCGCCUCGACACCACCCUCACGCGCCGCGCCGCCGCCGACUCCUCCGACCCCUCCCCAUCCUUCGAGUCCACCUCCGCCUUCCUCUCCCGCUUCUCCACCUCCAAGUCCUCCGUCGACUCCCAACUCGCUCAGUGCCGACUCACCGAUCCCGCUCACCUCAAACCCCUCCUCGACCAAAUCUCCGCCUCCAUCUCCGACCUCGAGAAGCUCGUCGCCGAGAACUCCUACUUCCUCCCCUCGUACGAAGUCCGAUCGUCGCUCAAAACGAUCUCCGAUCUGAGACAAACCCUAGAGAACCUGAGCGCAGAUUUAUUGCCGAAGAAGAAAUUCUCUUUCAGAAACAAAGGCGCCAAGAAAACCGAGCCAAAGGAGAAGGAGAACGAGAAAGAGCCGGAGAAAAUGGAGUUCAUAGUUCCGGCGUCGCCGGGGAUUUGGAACAAGAAAGGGGAGACCUUAGUGAGGAAGUUUCAGUGCUCGGAAGUCGGAGAAUUCACGAUUUCAGACCUGGAUUCCUGCGAGGUGAGGCUUAUGGGGUCUGUGAGGGCCCUAUUUGUUCAUAGAUUGAGGAAUUGUAGGGUUUAUACUGGCCCUGUGACCGGUUCGGUUCUGAUUGAAGGAGUUGAAGAGUGUGUUUUUGUUAUGGCUUCUCAUCAGAUUCGAAUUCACAAUGCAAAGAGGUGUGAUUUUUAUCUGAGAGUGAGGAGUAGGCCUAUAAUUGAGGAUAGCUGCGGCGUGAGGUUUGCGCCAUACUGUUUGAGGUAUAAUGGGAUUGAGGAAGAGCUUAGGGAGACUAGUCUUGAUGAGGAGACGGAGAAUUGGGCCAAUGUGGAUGACUUCUUGUGGUUGAGGGCAGUUCAGUCGCCGAAUUGGUCUGUCUUGCCGGAGACUGAGAGAGUUGGUUUGAUAGAUAUUUCGAGUUCACAGGAAAGUUAAGCUGUUACCGGUUUUGCUUGUUUCUAGUAAGAGGACAAAGCACGUGUGGGUAAACAGUAUGGCUAGGGUGGGAUUAGAAAGAUAGAAAUUGAGAGAAGGUUUGUAGCUGCUUUAGUGGGAAUUCCCAAAUGAAGGGAGGAGAAGAGAGAGAACAAGUAAGAGAGGAGACACCAAAGCACCAGGCCUUCAACAACACUUGAUUUUUGAUAAUUCCAAUCUGGUCUCCUUCAACAACACUUGAUUUUUGAUAAUUCCAAUCUGGUCUGAUUUACAGCGGAUAGCGGUAUUACCAAUACAUCUCCUGGACUUAUUAAAAGAGUCUCUAUAUAAGACUCAAGCAAAUAAUCGUAAUAGAACUUAACUA
Rosa rugosa (rugosa rose) is the source of this 1445-nucleotide messenger RNA. Its product is annotated as tubulin-folding cofactor C. Gene Ontology annotation, cellular component: cytoplasm. The transcript is spliced from 2 exons. Gene Ontology annotation, molecular function: tubulin binding. Gene Ontology annotation, biological process: post-chaperonin tubulin folding pathway; tubulin complex assembly. Lineage: Eukaryota; Viridiplantae; Streptophyta; Magnoliopsida; Rosales; Rosaceae. The record is from RefSeq and is a predicted model, not a curated record. The coding region runs from base 38 to 1081 and encodes 347 amino acids.